This is a messenger RNA of Thecamonas trahens ATCC 50062, 1295 nucleotides long. Its product is annotated as protein phosphatase 2c. The record is from RefSeq and is a predicted model, not a curated record. Gene Ontology annotation, molecular function: protein serine/threonine phosphatase activity; cation binding. The coding region runs from base 305 to 1249 and encodes 314 amino acids. Gene Ontology annotation, biological process: protein dephosphorylation. NCBI's taxonomy places the organism in Eukaryota, Apusomonadida, Apusomonadidae. The transcript has a single exon.
CUCGACUAUUGUUCCACGUUGAUCUCCGCUGUUGCCGCCAACCCCAGGAGGCCUCCCGAGUUCAACCACGAGCUGUAGCUGAUUACCUCGCCAAUACACAGGCUUGCUACCUCUGGCGUUGUCUUUUCCCUCGAGCCGCAACUCAGCAGAGUUACAAAGUCAUUGCUCCCGCUCCCCAUUCCCCACUCUCCCUCGCUCCUGUUUGCCCUUAGCCGCGUUGAUCGAUCCCUUUCCACCCGCUUGUCGGACCAAUAUUGACCCCACCACAGCCGAGCUCUAGCCUGCCUCCACCCUCGGCCACACCAUGUCGUGCCUCUCGAUUGCUGCCUGCGGCGGAAACAAGAACAGGCCGAACCUGGAUGAGUUCUCGGACAUUGGCCUCUCGGACGACGAUCUGCUCGAGUCAGACUCGCCGUACCUUGUUCUGCUGAGCAAGUUUGCUGUCAAACCGUUCUUUGGCGUGCCCAACGACUCGCCCGCCGUCCGCUCGGCCGCUUUUGGCUGCGCCGACGAUGCCAACACCGCUUUUCGCUCUGAGAUGCAGGACGUGACGGUUGUCGAGCCGUCGUUUGGACCCGACGGCUCGCGGUCGCUCGUCGCUGUUUUCGACGGCCACGGCGGCGCCGACGGCUCCAAGCUCGCCUCGGACUUUGUGGUUCAGGCUGUGGGCAACGAGAUCGGCCGGCGCGAUCCGCGCGAGAUCUUCGAGGACGCCUUCACCGCUUCGGACAUGGUAUUUGAGGGCGACUCAGUCAUGUUCCAGGGCACUACCGCCCUCGUCGUCGUCCUCGAGCGACUCGGCGACGUCAAGCUGUUGCACCUGGCCAAUGUUGGUGACUCGCGCGCACUCCUCGCCUCCACCACCUCGGACCCGAUGAUCAUUCACCCACUGCACACGCCCGACAACGCCGUCGAGGUCGAGCGCAUCACCACGUCCGGCGGCUUUGUGGCCCGCGGCAAGGUCAACGGUAUGGUCUCGGUCACCCGCUCACUCGGCAACCUGCCUAUGAAGGAGAUCGUCCUCUCCGACCCGUUCGUCACCACCAUCACUCUCACGGGCACUGAAACAUGGCUUGUCCUUGCCUGCGACGGCGUCUACGACGUCAUGAGCCCCGAGUCGGUUGUCGCCGCCUGCUCCCGCGCUGCAUCGGCUCAGCAAGCCGCAGAGGCCGUCGUCAAGGAGGCCAUCGACCUCGGCUCCACCGACAACGUCUCGGUCAUUACUGUCAAGCUCAACGCAGAGGUGUAGUAUUCUCGCAGGCUGGUGAAGGAAAAAUGAACCGCGUGUUAUCCUA